UCUCCGCUGCUACUCUUUGGAACUUCCCUUGAAACCCUAAUUGCUGCAGGCGGCAGAAGAAAGUAGACAUGGCGGUCGGGAAGAACAAGAGGAUCUCGAAGGGGAAGAAGGGCGGGAAGAAGAAGACAGUGGAUCCUUUCUCGAAGAAGGAUUGGUAUGACAUCAAGGCUCCGUCGGUCUUUUCGGUGAGGAAUAUCGGGAAGACUCUCGUGUCGAGGACGCAGGGAACCAAGAUUGCUUCUGAAGGUCUUAAGCAUAGAGUGUUUGAGGUCUCCCUGGCUGAUCUUCAGAAUGACGAGGAUCAGGCAUACAGAAAGAUUAGGCUUCGUGCAGAGGAUGUCCAAGGCAAAAAUGUUCUCACAAACUUUUGGGGCAUGGAUUUCACCACCGACAAGCUCAGGUCUCUGGUUCGCAAAUGGCAGACAUUAAUUGAAGCUCAUAUUGAUGUGAAGACUACUGAUAACUAUACCUUGCGAUUGUUCUGCAUUGGCUUCACCAAGAGAAGGCCAAAUCAAGUAAAGCGUACUUGCUAUGCUCAGAGUAGUCAGAUAAGACAGAUUCGUCGCAAAAUGAGGGAGAUCAUGUCGAAUCAAGCUUCAUCAUGUGAUCUGAAGGAAUUGGUGCAGAAAUUCAUUCCCGAGGUCAUAGGUAAGGAGAUUGAGAAGGCAACAACAAGCAUCUACCCUCUGCAGAAUGUAUUUAUCCGCAAGGUGAAGAUCCUCAAGGCUCCAAAGUUUGAUCUUGGAAAACUCAUGGAGGUUCAUGGAGAUUACAAGGAAGAUAUUGGCGUUAAGCUCGAUAGGCCUGGGGAAGAUGUCGCAAUGGAAGGGGAUGCCGAAGUGGUCGCAGCUUAAUGUUGGAGUGUUAAGUUUGUUUAUUAUCCUGGUAAUGAAGUAUUUAAAUUUAAAUGACAAAAGAUGUUAUUUGUAGCCAGUGUUGUUGGCAUGGAACAGAGGCAGUUUUUGUAGUUUUAUUUCACAUUUUCAACUGCGAUUCUAUGUAGUGUUAAUCAUUGGAUUUUGUCUUUA
Dendrobium catenatum is the source of this 1028-nucleotide messenger RNA. RefSeq names its product 40S ribosomal protein S3a. The transcript is spliced from 6 exons. Gene Ontology annotation, molecular function: structural constituent of ribosome. The coding region runs from base 69 to 854 and encodes 261 amino acids. NCBI's taxonomy places the organism in Eukaryota, Viridiplantae, Streptophyta, Magnoliopsida, Asparagales, Orchidaceae. The record is from RefSeq and is a predicted model, not a curated record. Gene Ontology annotation, cellular component: ribosome; cytosol. Gene Ontology annotation, biological process: translation.